AGCUGCGAAGUCGACCACAAAAAAUUAUACGCUAGUUAGCAAUAAAAUGGAAUUUAUUUAUAAUUUAUUGUUUUUUUGGUCGCGCUAAAAUCUCGAAAUUGUAACUAUAACUGUGCAUUUAAUAUUUAAUUUAAUAUAAGAAAAAUAAAAUCAAAGAAAUAAAUAUUUUAUCUUGAGUGAACUUUAAUUAUGCGAUCAAAUUUUUGUAUACUCUAUGGAUAUUAGAAGACAGUAGUUUAAAAAUACUGCAAAAACAAAUAUAUAUAUGUAGAUAUUAUAUUUUAAGCUAAAAAUACUUAAUGGUCGACAAACCCUAAAAUCAGAAUAUUUUUACAAGUGUAAUCUCAGUUUUGUUCGAAUUUGGUAACAUUUAUUUUUUAAUUAUAUUGAAAAAAAGAUUUUCAGUGGUUUUUAAUCGAAUAUAUGACAGCUGCAGCAUCCAUCAUUUUUAAGAAAAACACUGCCAGCAAAUGAAAGUGAAUUUUUAUUGAAUUCUCAGGAUAAAAGCCAAAUAAAUAUAAAAUACUUAAAUAAAAAUUAAUUUAGAAACAUUAUUUAACAUUUGUGAUAUUAUUUAUGAAGAUAACAAAUUUAACGUAGUAAUAAACGCAAUAAAAUGCUACCACAAUACAACAGAUUAGGUGGUCCAAUAACAACAAGACGUUCUUUUCAUUCAAGAGAAAAAUGUCUGAUUGCGCUGGUAUUAGCGACAUUAGUUAUAGUAUGUUUUGGUGGGUUCUUCCUUUUACCAGAUAAUUUUGGUGGUGAACGGGUUCUUAAAGUUUAUAAGCAAAUACAAAAAGCGGGGCCAGAAAUAUUUAUUCCAGCACCACCAUUGGCUGGUCAUAGUAUAAGUGGAAAAGAAGAUCCUCAUGUUGUUGGGGACAGACAAAAAUUACAAGAAAAAAUUCGACAAGAAUUAGAUGAUAUCCUUGAUCGUCCAGAUUUAGCUGCUGGAGACAGAAAUAAGAUAGCUUUAAUGAAUAAUAAAUUUGAUAGUAAUGACGGAGGUGAAAAAAUUGCAAAUCAAGAAGAACAAGUUCCAGUACCAGGACCACCUGAAGAGAAAACUAUUGAUGAAACAAAUAAAAAUAAUGCAGCAGAAGCAAAUGAUAAGCCUGAAAUAAUGAAAUAUAAUGUUGACGGACACGAAGAUCCAGAUCCAAGCAUCCGGAUCAAACGAAAUAAAGUCAAAGAGAUGAUGAAGCACGCUUGGGAUAAUUAUAAGUUGUAUGCAUGGGGUAAAAAUGAACUAAGACCAUUAAGUCAAAGAGCACAUUCAGGUAGUAUAUUUGGUUCACAUGAAUUAGGUGCAACAAUAAUUGACGGCCUAGAUACUCUUUUCAUUAUGGGAAUGAAUAAUGAAUACGAAGAAGGUAAAGAUUGGAUUGCAAGAAAAUUCUCUCUGGAUAAUAUUACUGCAGAAUUAUCUAUAUUUGAAACUAAUAUAAGAUUUAUUGGUGGAUUAUUAACUCUUUAUGCUUUUACUGGGGAUCAAAUGUAUAAAGAAAAAGCACAACAUGUAGCUGAUAAAUUAUUACCAGCUUUUCAAACUCCAACUGGAAUACCAUAUGCAUUGGUAAAUACAAAAACAGGAAUUAGUAAAAAUUAUGGUUGGGCUAGUGGUGGAAGUAGUAUACUCUCUGAAUUUGGAACAUUACAUUUGGAAUUCUCAUAUUUAAGUGAUAUAACUGGAAAUCCGUUAUAUAAAGAACGGGUACAAAAUAUUCGGCAAGUCCUAAAAGAAAUUGAAAAGCCGAAAGGAUUAUAUCCAAAUUAUUUAAAUCCUAAAACUGGUAAAUGGGGACAACAACACAUGUCUUUGGGUGCAUUAGGAGAUAGUUUUUAUGAAUAUUUGCUUAAAGCUUGGAUACAAUCUGGGCAAACAGAUGAAGAAGCAAGACAGAUGUAUGAUGAUGCAAUGAAAGCUAUUGUAGAAAAAAUGGUUCGAACAAGUAACUCCGGCUUAAUAUAUGUUUCUGAUUUAAAAUUUGAUAGAUUGGAACAUAAAAUGGAUCAUUUGGCUUGUUUUGCAGGUGGUCUUUUUGCUAUGGGUGCAAAUUCAAGACAAAAUGAUAAUACAGAAAAAUUUUGGGAAGUUGGCAAAGGUUUAACAAAUACUUGUCAUGAAAGUUAUGAUAGAACGCCUACAAAACUUGGGCCGGAAGCAUUUAGAUUUACAGAUGCAAUAGAAGCUAGAGCGCUUAAAGCACAAGAAAAGUAUUAUAUUCUGCGACCGGAAACAUACGAAAGUUACUUUAUAUUAUGGCGUUUAACCCAUGAUCAAAAAUAUAGAGAUUGGGGAUGGGAAGCUAUUCAAGCAUUGGAAAAACAUUGUAGAACUCCUCACGGUUACUGUGGUUUGAAAAAUGUUUAUAUGGAGGAUCCUCAAAAGGACGAUGUACAGCAAAGUUUCUUUUUAGCUGAAUCUCUAAAAUACUUAUAUCUUCUUUUUUCUGAUGAUUCAUUAUUGUCUUUAGACGAAUGGGUUUUCAAUACAGAAGCACAUCCGUUACCUAUCAAAGGAGCAAACAUAUUAUAUAGACAAGCUUCAACACCAUCAACAGCGCCCUAAGGAAUUUUAAAUACAUUUCAUCAUCUCAUUCAAUCUAAAUAUUUUAACUGGUUUUUAUUUUUCUUUUCUUCUAUAAUUCUUGCAUAUUUAAUUAUUGUACACCCAGGAGAUAAUUACAAUUAAGAAUUUGAUAUUUUAUAUUAAAAAAAAAAAGUACAUAGAUUAAAUAAAUAAUUUUCUGAUUGCAAGUCAAUAUUUUUAAUAUAAAUUUACAUUCUUACCAUUCUAUUGAUGAAACAGCAAUCUAUUAUUAAAUAAUAGUAAAAUCCAAUCGAAUAUUAUUUUUGUUUAUAGUUUUUCGUUUGUAACUUAAAAUAAUUAAGAAAACUUUAAAAAAUGGGUGAUUUAUACUUGGUUUCUUUUUAAAAGUUUUUAGCAGUUUGAUAAUAUAAAUUAAAAUUAAAUAAUGGUUAUUAAUACAUGCAUUAUACACUUUUAUAUUUUAACUUAAGAGAGAAAGAAUUUUUCAUCUAUAAUAUUUUGGUAAUUUCAGAAAAGAAAAUUUCAAAAGAACAAAUUUUAUUAUAAAUGUAAUUGGCAAAUUAUAUGUUAAUAUCAAUAUGCUUGACGACAUAUACUGACGACAUUUUUUUAUAUAUUUGAUAUCAAUAAUAAUAUUAUGGUAAACUUGUAAUUCCAAUAUAGUUCAAUGUUUAAAUUAAUUUGGUACGGUCAGUCGAAUCUUUUUUUAAGUGUAAAUAUAAAAAAUUGUAUAAUGUUUGUAGUGUGUAUUAAAGCAUGAAUUCUUUUUGUUUCCACAAAACGACUAAAUAAAUUUUUCUAAAUUAUAAAAUUAUUUAAAAAAAAAUAUCUAUUUUAUUGUAAUUUAAAUGUUUUAAAUUUAUAUUUAUAUAUUUUAAUUUGAAACUAAAAACAAAUUUAUAUCACACGAUGCAUAACGGCAGUAAAUUGCAAAUUAUAUUCAUAUAAUAUUAAAAAAAUUACUUAGAUUUCUGCGAACUAUAAUUAGUUAACUACAAUCGUAGAUUAGAUUAAACAGUUAAUUGAUUUUACAUAAAAAUUUAAAUCAAAUGAAAAAAUUUAAGUUACGCAUUUUAAGCUUUUCAAAAGUUUUUUAGCCUAAGAUUAGUGUUAUUCCUGUCA
Condylostylus longicornis is the source of this 3679-nucleotide messenger RNA. It is a transcript of the gene alpha-Man-Ia, whose product is annotated as mannosyl-oligosaccharide alpha-1,2-mannosidase IA. Gene Ontology annotation, cellular component: endoplasmic reticulum; Golgi membrane. Lineage: Eukaryota; Metazoa; Arthropoda; Insecta; Diptera; Dolichopodidae. Gene Ontology annotation, molecular function: mannosyl-oligosaccharide 1,2-alpha-mannosidase activity; calcium ion binding. The coding region runs from base 617 to 2575 and encodes 652 amino acids. The transcript has 6 exons. Gene Ontology annotation, biological process: carbohydrate metabolic process; N-glycan processing. The record is from RefSeq and is a predicted model, not a curated record.